Messenger RNA from Eruca vesicaria subsp. sativa (arugula), 1669 nucleotides. The record is from the annotation of a GenBank genome assembly. Lineage: Eukaryota; Viridiplantae; Streptophyta; Magnoliopsida; Brassicales; Brassicaceae.
CUCGCCUACUUAUCUGACCUUUUUGUGUAUGUUUUGUAUGUAUACAUUACCACAUCAUCAUCAUCAUAAUAAUUAAAAGGUUUUAUAUCAUCAUCAUCGACACUACACGGGGUCUAUAUAUACAUUCUUCCUCCUCCUCUUGCUUAUUUCUCUUCAAAACAAAAUAUUCUCUAGGAAAUAUUUAUUCCAGAGUAUCAAAACAUUACUACGAUGGGUGAGAAAAAGGAAGAAACGGCGCAGACGAAACCUGAAGGAGAGAAGAAGCCAGUCAACGUCGUAGUCAUGAAGCUUGAUAUGCAUUGCGAAGGUUGUGGCAAGAAAAUCAAACGGCUCUUGAAACAUUACAAAGGUGUGGAAGAUGUGCAGAUUGAUUAUAAAGACAACAAAAUGACGGUGGUCGGAAACGUGGACGCAGCGGCAGUUCGGGAUAAAGUCGCCGAGAGAAUCAAGAGAAAAGUCGAAAUCGUGUCUCCCAAGAAAGAGACUCCUCCUCCUCCUUCAGGAGACGGUGAAAAGAAACCGGAGGAUGAGAAACCUGCGGCUGAGAAGAAACCCGCCGGCGAGGGAAAAGAUGAGAAGAAGAAGAAAGAGGAAGGAGAGAAGACAGCUCCUCCACCUCCUGCUCCUGCUCCACCAAAAGAGAGUACGGUGGUUCUGAAGACGAAAUUACAUUGCGAAGGUUGCGAACACAAGAUCAAAAAAAUAGUCAACAAAAUUAAAGGAGUUAAUUCAGUAGCCAUUGAUAGCACCAAGGACUUGGUGAUAGUGAAAGGGAUCAUUGACGUGAAACAACUCACUCCUUAUCUCAACGAGAAACUUAAACGUACCGUCGAAGUUGUUCCACCGAAAAAAGAGGAGGGAGCCACCGUGGCAGCGGCUCCAGUUCCAGCUGGUGGCGAGAAGAAGGAUAAAGAUGCUGGUGAAAAGAAAGAGAGCAAAAACGUUGAAGAAAAGAAGGAUGGUGGUGGUGGUGAAAAGAAAGAGAUCAAAGAUGUCGGAGAAAAGAAGGACACUGGUGGUGAAAAGAAGAAAGAAGUUGCCCCGGUCGGAGGAGGAGAUGGUGGUGCUACUAUGGAUGUGAAGAAGUCAGAGUAUAGCGGUUAUGGUUAUCCACCUCAGCCUAUGUAUUACUAUCCACCAGGACAAAUGUACGGUCAACACUACAUGAUGCAAGGUCAAUCAUCUCAAUCCUAUGUACAAGAACCGUAUGUGAACCAAGGAUAUGUACAUGAAUCGUAUACAAAUCAAGGAUACGGCCAAGGUUAUGGACAAGAAGCACCACCACCACCACCACAACAGUAUAUGAACCACCAAGGGUAUGCAGAUCCUUAUGCUCAUAUGCGUGCUCCGCAGAUGUUUAGUGAUGAGAAUCCAGAAGGGUGUUCUGUUAUGUGAGUGAAAUGAGAGGGGGGGGGGGAAUUGUAAAUAACUAUUAUAAGGUAGAUAUGGUAAAAUUGUAUCUUAACCGGUGAAACUGGCCGGGUAUAACCGGUUUUUGGGAGAAGUGGGUUGGGUUUUAUACGUUGGUUGGUUUACUCUAUCGACUAUAUGUAUAAAUACAGUUUCCUUCUAUUAUAAGAUAAGAUCCUCUGUUUAAUAACCUAGUGUGUGCUAAUGUAUGUAAUGGUCAAGUGAUCAUAAUGAAAAUCAGUAUCUUUGCUACUUCAAA